This is a messenger RNA of Phascolarctos cinereus (koala), 6867 nucleotides long. RefSeq names its product zinc finger protein 862 (gene ZNF862). The record is from RefSeq and is a predicted model, not a curated record. Gene Ontology annotation, biological process: regulation of DNA-templated transcription. NCBI's taxonomy places the organism in Eukaryota, Metazoa, Chordata, Mammalia, Diprotodontia, Phascolarctidae. Gene Ontology annotation, molecular function: protein dimerization activity.
CCGAUGCCGUAAAGCUGUGCGCUGGGCACGACGCUCGCUUCAGCUUAGUACCCCCUCUGGGCCGUGGUCACUUGCCCGCCCCACCGCUAGGGUCUCGGCUGCCUGAGUCCUUGGGCCGGGCCUCCCUCCCUAUCGCUCUCCGCUUCCGAGGGAGCCCAUUCCCCGGCCGGACCUUAGGGCUGGGAGGGAGGAAGAGAGGGUCUUCGGGAGGGCUUUGGGGUAGGGGGUCCCGUGGAGGGGUCGGCGCAGCCCGUGGACAGCGGGGCCAUGGAGUCCGGGGAGUCAGGGCAGAUGCUGGUGACGUUCGAUGACAUCACAGUGUAUUUGCUUCAGGAGGAAUGGAUGCUAUUGGGAGAGCAGCAGAGGGAGAUCUGUGGUUCUGACAAGCUGGUGGCACCACUGGGAACCCCCAUCGCUAACCCGGAAUUGUUCUGUAAGCUUGAAAGAGGGGUAGAGCCAUGGCUGGGAGAUGCCCCAGGUAGGAGGAAACUCUUGAGUCAUCACCUAGGAAACAAGAAGAGGAGAUCCAUGGGAGAAAUAGACAUACAGGGUCCCACUGGAGAAGUUGGGUUGUAUCUGCCACCACGGAAAAAAGCCUGUGUUUCCCACCUCAGUCACUCAGAAUGUGACAGCAUAGAAGACGAUUCCAUAGGAAAAGCCAAAAAAAUAUUACGACCGCGUUCUAUCCAGAAGUCUUGGUUUCAGCAGUUUCCGUGGUUGAUCACGAAUGAGGAGCAGACAGCCCUGUUUUGCUCUGCCUGCCGGGAGUACCCAUCUGUUCGGGACAAGAGGUCUAGGUUAAUAGAAGGUUACACGGGGCCUUUCAAGGUGGAGACGCUUAAGUAUCAUGCAAAGAGCAAAGCCCACAAGUUUUGUGUUAAUGCUUUGGCCUCAAGGGACCCUAUUUGGGCAGCCCGUUUUGAGAGCAUCAGAGAAACGCCUGAGGAUGUGCUGUCCAGUGCAGAGCAUCUCUUCAGUGCAGAUUAUCCUGUGCUUUAUCCACCAGGAUCCCUGGGCGAUUAUGACAGUUUGGUUGAGCUUUUUCCAAACUCCAGAUCUGAGCUUGGAGACACCACUGAAAAUGGAGCAGCAUCAGCUCUCUACUUGGAUUGUAUUUCAGAUGUGAGGCAGAAGGAUGCCAUCAGUGACAUCUGUAGCUCAUCAAAUGUUAAUGUUUUAUUUGAUGACUCCACAGAGUUCUUUUGUCAGGAUCCUUCUGAAGAGGGGCUGUUUCAGGAGGUGCCGGUGGUGUUUGAGGAGCUUCCAGUGGUGUUUGAGGACGUGGCGGUGUAUUUCACCCGUGAGGAGUGGGCAAUGCUAGACAAGCGGCAGAAGGAGCUAUAUAGAGAUGUGAUGCGCAUGAAUUACGAGCUGCUGGCUUCAUUAGGACCUGCUGCUGCCAAGCCAGAGCUGAUCUCAAAGCUAGAGCGUAGGGCAGCCCCCUGGAUCAAGGAUCCCAAUGGACCAAAGUGGGGGAAAGGUCGCCCCCCAGGGAAAAAGAAGACUGUUGUUUCCACCAAAGAAGUCGACAUACCAGUCUCUGCUGAAGAGGCUGGAUUUCCUUUGCUUCCUUUAGUAGAAGUUUGCGACUCCUACCCCAAUCCUGGCAAUAGUGAAACAGAAGGAGAUGUGACUGGGAAAGUCAAGAAGACUUACCGACCCCGGUCAAUCCAGAAAUCUUGGUUUGGGCAGUUUUCUUGGUUGAUAAGUGACCCUGAAGAGACCACGCUGUUUUGUUCAGCUUGCAAAGAACGCCCUUCCCUCCAUGACAAAUCUUCCAGAUUAGUUAAAGGGUACACAGGGCCUUUCAAAGUGGAGACUUUAAAGUACCAUGAGGUCAGCAAAGCCCAUAAGCUUUGUGUCAGCACAGCAGAGGUCAAGGAAGAUGCCCCCCGGGCUGCCCUUGUUCCAGUGGUGCCAGAAAUCUCUAGUGACUUAAUGGCAAAUAUGGAACACUUUUUUAAUGCUGCCUACUCCAUUGCUUACCAUUCAAGGCCACUGAAUGACUUUGAGAAGGUUCUGCAGCUUCUGCAGAGCACAGGGACCAUGAUCCUUGGCAAGUAUCGAAACCGUACUGCCUGUACCCAGUUCAUUAAGUACAUCUCUGAGACACUGAAGAAGGAUAUCCUGGAUGAUGUCUGUCGUUCCCCUUGUGUGAGUGUGCUGUUGGACAGCUCCACAGACUCCUCAGACCAGUCUUGUGUGGGGAUUUACAUAAGAUACUUCAAAGAGAUGGAGGUGAAGGAGUCCUACAUCACACUGGCCCCACUCUACAGUGAGACAGUGGAUGGCUAUUUUGAAACUAUUAUUUCUGCUCUGGAUGAACUGGAUAUACCAUUUCGGAAGCCUGGGUGGGUAGUAGGCCUGGGGACUGAUGGUUCAGCCAUGCUUAGCUGCAAGGGAGGUCUAGUAGAGAAGUUCCAAGAAAUCAUCCCUCAGCUGUUGCCUGUGCAUUGUGUGGCCCACCGUCUCCACCUGGCAGUAGUAGAUGCCUGUGGAAGCAUUGACUUGGUAAAGAAGUGUGAUCGGCACAUCCGGACGGUGUUUAAGUUUUACCAGUCCUCAAACAAAAGGCUGAAUGAAUUACAGGUGGGUGCAGCUGCCCUUGAACAAGAAAUUGUACGCCUAAAGGAUUUGAAUGCCAUCAGGUGGGUAGCAAGCAAAAGACGGACGCUGAAUGCCCUGAUUGUGAGCUGGCCUGCCCUGGCCAGACACUUGCAGAGUGUGGCGGAAGCUGGGGGCCAGAUCGGGCAUAGGGCCAAGGGCAUGCUGAAGCUGAUGAAGAGCUUUCAUUUCAUUAAGUUCUGCCACUUCCUUCUAGACUUCCUAAGCAUCUACCGGCCUGUAUCUGAGGUGUGUCAGAAAGAGAUUGUAUUGAUCACAGAGGUAAACUCCACACUAGAGAGGGCUUACGUUGCCUUGGAAACCCUUCUCCACCAGGCAGGGCCCAAAGAGGAAGAGUUCAACACCAAUUUCAAGGAAGGUCGACUCCAUGGCAUUCCCUUAGACAGUGUGGAGAUGGCUGAACAGCGGUUCCAGGCAGACAGAGAGAAGAUGAUUUUAACUGGGAUUGGAUACCUCCAAAGAAGGUUUGAUGCUGACCGGUCACCCCAGCUCAAGAACAUGGAGGUGUUUGACACUAUGGCCUGGCCAGAUGGCAUCAAACUUGCUAACUUUGGGAACGAUGAGAUACUUAACCUAGCCAAACAUUUUGAGCUAUCCCUCCCACCAGGCUACAGUGAAGAAGGCCUCCUAGAUGAAUGGCUAGGCCUAAAGACCAUUGCCAAGAACCUUCCCUUCUCCAUGCUAUGCAAGAAUGCCCUUUCCCAGCACUCCCGCUUCCCUCUGCUGAGCAAGCUCAUGGCCGUGGUGGUCUGUGUGCCCAUCUCAACUUCUUGCUGUGAGCGUGGCUUCAGUGCCAUGAAUCGGAUCAAGACAGAUGAGAGGACCAAGCUCUCCAAUGAGGUCAUCAACAUGCUAAUGAUGACAGCAGUGAAUGGUGUGGCCGUCACUGAGUAUGACCCGCAGCCUGCCAUACAGCAUUGGUACCUGACUUCGUCAGGCCGCCGAUUCAGCCAUGUCUACACUUGUGCCCAAGUGCCACCUCGCUCUGAUGCAGAUGCUGAGCUCAGGAGUGACAACAUGGGGACUCUCUCUAUGGAGGAGAUGGUGUCCCAGGAGCCAGCCACGCAGCCCUCUAGGAAGCCUGUCAAGAUACCACAAGAUUAUGUCAGAGACUCAGCUAAUGGACUUAGAUGCCUAACAGCAGCCAAGAGACCCCAGAACUGUCCCAAUGAAGAAAGGGUCUUCCAGGAGCGGGAAAGCCAGGGGCUACCUCAGAGAGCCGCCUAACGAACUUCUGGGGAAAAGGCAGGGAUCAUGGUGUCAGGAUUUGUACAGAGAGAUCAUCUGAAAAUUCCUUGUGGGCACUGAUCAGCUGCAUGCUGACCAGAGCCCUUCUCCGAGGAACUCAGGGAGAUGCAGCCCUUGCAGGGCAACAUCCUUCUCACUAGGCUUAGCAGUAUGUCCAUGGCGGGGCAAGUCUUUUGUGCAUUAAUGUGCAGGGAAAUUUUUUAUUUUAAUUUCCUAUUUUAAAAGCCCCAGGAACCCACCUUGUCAAGAAGGACUUGCCCUCAUAACUGGUAGACCUUUAAGCACAGGAAAAUCUGUCUGGGUAGAGACUGUUUGGGACCUGAGCACUUUAUUCCCGGAAACCACUGGGAAAUAUGUCCAGGAGGCUGCCUGCUCCCUUGCAUUAUGGGUACUACCACAUUGGUAAAGAAGGAGGGGAGAACUUGGCUCAGAUGGAGGCCAUAGUAUGAGAGAGCAAUGUCUGGUUUAUGGGGCUUCCAAUCUGAGUAUUCUAGGCCAGGGGGCAUCCUCAGUUCCAGGGUGAGCCUGAGCUUGGCCAAGGGAGAAUUCUUCCCUGCUUCUGGAAGGGCUCCCUUUUAAAGGUCAAUAACCCUUUAGACCUAAGCACUGGAGAAAGACCAGUCCCCUGCAGGGUGUGGGGCUAGAAUGAGCUAACAGACUUGUGUAAAAGCUGCAAGUUUGAAUGCAGUGGGGUCUCAUCCUAUCUGCUGGGUGUCCUGGCUCACCCAAGGUUAUUCCCUUUCUCUCGUCUGUGCCUCAGAGCCCUCUUCUCUGUGCUAUACCAGGCAUAAGGCUGACUGGCCGGCUGCAGGAGAUUAUGGAACCAUAGUCCUGUUUCUCAUCUUUGACUGGUAUUUCCUUCAGUUGGUAAUGCUUCAAAAUCCAUUUUAUUCCUCUCCAAUCCAAUUAAAUUUGCCAUGAACAUACCCCCUGCAGUGAUGUGGAAGGCCUCAUGUCCUCUGAGCAAAAUGAGCAUUUGUAUUAUUCCUAGGAGCAGUUUCUUGCUUGGAAACUUAGGGUUAGAGUUGGGGUGUGGCUAUUGCUGCAUCUCAUUUAACCCUUCCUUACCUGUGGAUAGGGCCUCUCUACUUUCCCAAACUUUCCUUCCUGGGAAAUAGGACUAGGGUGAAAGUGAGAUGCAUACAUGGGCCCUGGACUCAGCUUAUUUCAAAUCAGGAUCAGAAAUAGUGCCAUUUCUGAUUAUAAAUACAGGCCAAGGGCAGAAGCCACUGGAAAUAUAAGAGCCUUCUGUCCACUACAACUUUUGCUGUUCAUUGUAAAGUUCCUUUUACCCAGAUUGACUGCCCUUUUCCUAAUAGAUUUAUUCCAUAUUCCCAAAAUAUAUGAAGUCUUUCUAAGAACAUCUACCCCUUGGCACCUCGUGCCACUCGCUAUGCAGACACAACUUUCAUGACCUGACUGAGCCUUUUCUCAGCCAUGAUGGAACCUCCCGUCCCACAUUUCUCUCUUGGAACCCAAUCAAAAUGCCUCAAUCAACCAGAGGGUUUCAGGAAUUUGAGAUACAUCUUGUCCUCCAAGCUUUGAGCUGCCUUUUCCAGUAUAACUGGAUUGGGAGCCCCAUUCCUCCCAUCUAUCCAUGUUGAUUUAGUGAAUCUGUCUUGGGAGCUUGGGAAUUAGUCUCAGAUGUAUAAAUGGGUUUCUGAGAACUGGGCAUGGAUUGGAGGAAGACAAAAGUGGCUGUCCCAGGUCUGUAUCGUGAGUGAUGGUAGUCAGAACGUGCCCAGCCCCUAGUGGCCAUGAGCUAGCUCCAGGGUGACAUUCCAUAAAAUUCCUUCCAUCCUGGGGCUGGAGUCCCAUUCCUGUCCUAUUAUCCUCUGCUCUUUUUUUCUUCACAAACACCUUGCCAACCUUGGUCUUCUGAGUGCCCUAAUCAGGGCAUGAGGUCAGUUUGAGCUUUAAUACUGGACAAGGGGUUUCCUCUGUGAGAUGAAUUUGUGAUCAGAGGUGGAAACCAUGCUAGAGAAGCCUAUGAGGGUCUUGUUGGGACCGAUGUCAUUGAUGAAUUCCUAGUUGGAUGCACUUUGAAAGAGGCUGUCCAUUGCUGGCUUUUUGAGCUGGUUGGCUUUCAGACAGUGGUGACUGAAAAUGCUAUUUAUUUAUAAAAAAGCAGUGAUUGUAGGGGUACAAUGUACAAUUUAUAUAAGCUUCCUCUCUGUGGGGUGGGAAUCACAGAAGGAAGGGGUACCUUGUCUGCUAGAUAUCUUAUAACUCUGUAAUUAACCAAGGGCAAAGGGACCUUUGAUGAAGUUUUUGCUUGAAUGGAAAUUACAGAAUAGAAAGUUCUCUGGCAGAAAUGGCCCUAGGGAAAGCCUCAAGGCUAAAGUUUACUCUCAAUAUGACUUUCAUCCUCCAUAUUGGAAAUUGGGCCCAGGAAAUUUAAUUUAGUAGAUAUGGUUCCUCUUAUGUCACAAAUGGCCUGUAUAGAUGGGUAAGGAGGAGACCACAUUUGCCCUGGGUAAGGGUUAAGGCUUGUAAUCUCGUCCUUAAAGAGACCUCUGCUGUCAAUAUCUUUCCAUGUGCAUAUCUCCUUCCCUAUGACCGCUGUCAUUCUGAGUAACCAGCAUUCUAACUGGUUGCUCUAAUCAACAGCCAUAAGAAUUGGGGCUGCGAAAGAGAGGACUUUCACCACUUCAUUUCGUCUACCCAUCCGUGUUCCAUGAGGGGUGUGGCCACGAUCUGGGUGCCAGCCAUAAUUCACUCUUGUCAGUCCUAGUGUGUCCUGGCAGAGAGUUCCUUGUUUUAUGAGUACUUAUCAUCUGGAUGAUAGUAAGGACAGUCAAAACAACUCAACUUAUGCCAGUGUCCACUCAGCCUGGAAUCCACAAAAUGGGGGCAUUGGAGGAAGGUGACCUAGUGGUGUCUUUUCCAACUUAUCCUUGUUUCAGAUCUGUGCAGAAUUUUGUUGUUUUUUUAAAAAACACAUUUGAUUCUUAAUCUUUUGCUAUCUGAAUAAAGCAGAGUUUUAUUUCAGUA